ACACGCGCUCUUAGCGGUUCCGGGAGUAGGAGGGAUUCACUUCCGGCAGCCGGCCUUGGAGUCAUGGCCGCCUUCCUCCGAGCUGUGCCGCGGUCGCCAGGGCCAGCUGUAUGGGGAAGGCCUCUCCACGGGCUGUGGUACUGCAGUGGGCGGGAUCCUAGGAGGUGGGUGGGAAGCAGGCCACCAACCUCCAAGGAGAAACCACCCGGCACAGAGACAGAGACAUUUCAGAUGGUGUACCGGUUUGAUGCCAUCAGGUCUUUCGGGUACUUGUCUCGGCUGAAGGUGGCACAGACGGCCCUGACGGUGGUGGCCUUGCCGCCUAGCCUCUACUGGUACUCCCAGGGCCUCGUGACCUUCAACUCCCUGUGCCUGGCGGGCGGGAUCGCUGGCUUUGCCCUGGCCAUGUUGUGCUGGAUGAGCCAUUUCUUCCGGAGGCUGGUGGGCAUCCUGUACGUGAAUGAGUCGGGCACCAUGCUGCGGGUGGCCCACCUGACCUUCUGGGGCCGGCGACAGGAGACAUACUGCCCUGUGGCCGACGUGAUCCCCAUGACGGAAAGCCAGGAUCGGCCUCAGGAGCUGUUCAUGCGGAUCCAGCAGUACAGUGGGAAACAGACCUUCUACCUCACCCUGCGCUACGGACGCAUCCUGGACCGAGAGCGUUUCACACAGGUGUUUGGGAUGCUGGACAAGUUCAAGUGAACGGACAGGGGGCCUCCUGCAGGCAGCCUGAGGGUGUGGGCGGGGCUGAAGGAGGGGGUCGGGCAGCUGGAGACUUUGCCGGGGCCUCUGGGAACUUGUCUUUUGGGAUAAGGAAAUUCAUGAGGUAGAAGUAACUGGGUUUAGAAAGAGGCCCUGAGUGCAGAUUCUUAACUGCACUUGUGUGUGACAUUCAGAUAAUGGCCAGAAGUUUCUGUUAAGAGCCAGUUCUUGGAGGAAGCGAUGCCAAGCUCUCUCGAACAAUUACACUGCUGUGAAACCAAAGAGAGAGGUGGGGGGCGGGAGCCAGAAGACUUGGGUCUGUCCGUUUCCAAAUCCCUGUCCUGGGGCAGGUUAUCAAGUCUCUCAGAACCUUGGUUUUCACAUCUUAAAGUGGAAAAAUCCUCCCUGUCUCCUGGGAUGGGUGUGAGAAUAAACAAUAAAUGUCAUUGUUAGUUCAGAGGUGAUGGCGCCGCAAAAGGCUUCCAGGCAAUGGGUAGGGAUUUCACCAGCCCUGUGCUGCGCCCCCUUGUGGACCCGGCGGCGGGGGGACCAGGAUGAAGCCUAGAGCUGGGUCGUUCAUCCUGCCAGCGCGGUAGCUGCACAGCCACUGGGGCAAGGUUGUAAUCCGAGCAAGUUCACCGCCCAGCGGUCUAGGGGCUCUCACAUCAGAAGGCUUUGCAGUGUGAUAAAGUCAGAUGAACUAUAUGCUGGUGUGAUACUUUAUCAAAUAAAGCCAGUUAUAUGUAAUGUCCCCCGUAAUUAGCAAUAUGCUUAUUGUAUAAUUU
Aethalodelphis obliquidens (Pacific white-sided dolphin) is the source of this 1487-nucleotide messenger RNA. It is a transcript of the gene TMEM186, whose product is annotated as transmembrane protein 186. Gene Ontology annotation, cellular component: mitochondrion. The transcript has 2 exons. The record is from RefSeq and is a predicted model, not a curated record. Bases 64 to 702 code for a protein of 212 amino acids. NCBI's taxonomy places the organism in Eukaryota, Metazoa, Chordata, Mammalia, Artiodactyla, Delphinidae.